Eptesicus fuscus (big brown bat) is the source of this 406-nucleotide messenger RNA. It is a transcript of the gene MOBP, whose product is annotated as myelin associated oligodendrocyte basic protein. Gene Ontology annotation, molecular function: actin binding; myosin binding. The record is from RefSeq and is a predicted model, not a curated record. The transcript has 5 exons. Lineage: Eukaryota; Metazoa; Chordata; Mammalia; Chiroptera; Vespertilionidae. The coding region runs from base 161 to 406 and encodes 81 amino acids. Gene Ontology annotation, cellular component: cortical actin cytoskeleton.
CCAAGCGGAAGAUGUCAGCAGGCGCCUGGUACAGAUGAGGAACCUGUUUCACACAACAACUGCUACUUGAAGGGAAAAAAGAAGAAGAAGCAGAUGAUACCAAGACAAGCUCAUAACAGAGACCUAAUCACCAGAUGUGUAUGGAUGAAAAUACAGUGAGAUGAGUCAGAAAACGAGUAAGGAGGGUCCCAGACUCUCCAAGAACCAGAAGUUCUCCGAGCAGUUCAGCAUACGUUGCUGCCCGCCAUUCACCUUCCUCAACUCCAAACGUGAGAUUGUGGACCGGAAAUACAGCAUCUGCAAAAGUGGCUGCUUCUACCAGAAGCAAGAAGAGGACUGGAUCUGCUGUGCCUGCCAGAGGACCAGAUUGAGAAGGAGGAGCAAGCCAACCCCAAGGAAGAAGUAA